AUGAAACUCUUUAAUAAUAGUUACGAACUAGAUUAUCCGUGGAAUCAAGUGACAGCAGCAAAUUGGAACAAGUAUCCAAAUGAAGUUUCCACACACGUAGUUGCUGUCGAUGUUUUGAGAAGAGAAGUUAAGGACAGUGGGAACGUAUUGGUCACUGAAAGACUGAUAACUGUGCAACAAAAUAUCCCUCGGUGGUUAAUCUUUCUAUUGGGGAGUACGCAAAAUGUUAGUUAUGUGAGGGAGGUUUCAACGGUAAAUCUUCAAGAUAAGACAUUGACUUUGAAAUCGUGCAAUUUAAAUUAUGUGAACUUGUUAAAAGUCUUUGAGACGGUCCAGUAUACCCCCCAUCCGAAGGAUCCAUUGGACAGGACUCUUUUUAAACAGGAAGCACAGAUAAGUGCAUGUACCGGUUGUAAUGUAAGCAAAAAGCUAACGAACACAAUGGAAGAUUGGUCAAUCAAAAGAUUUUGUGAUAAUGCAAAGAAAGGCAAAAUCGGGUUCAAUUCUGUUUUAAGACUCUCUAAUGAAGAAACUAGUAAUUAUAAGUAA
This is a messenger RNA of Kazachstania africana CBS 2517, 549 nucleotides long. RefSeq names its product PRELI/slowmo family protein. The coding region runs from base 1 to 549 and encodes 182 amino acids. The record is from RefSeq and is a predicted model, not a curated record. NCBI's taxonomy places the organism in Eukaryota, Fungi, Ascomycota, Saccharomycetes, Saccharomycetales, Saccharomycetaceae. Gene Ontology annotation, cellular component: mitochondrial intermembrane space. The transcript has a single exon. Gene Ontology annotation, biological process: phospholipid transport. Gene Ontology annotation, molecular function: phosphatidic acid transfer activity.